Molecule: messenger RNA, 885 nt
Organism: Exophiala mesophila
Lineage: Eukaryota; Fungi; Ascomycota; Eurotiomycetes; Chaetothyriales; Herpotrichiellaceae
Exons: 2
Coding region: 89-799 (236 amino acids)
Source: RefSeq, a predicted model, not a curated record
AGACAUUGAAUCAAGCCCACCAAUAGCAAAUUCCACCAGAAGAACUGAUUGUGUCUUCCUCUGACACACACAUACACAUCGCCCGUGUAUGUGGAGAGCGGUAGUUCUAGUUCGACCAAAGACCGCAUUGCGAUUUUCAAGACCACAAGUUGCAUUGAAGGGCCGCAACCCCAAUCGCAUCUCGGCUGCUUCAUACAGCAUGUCGUCUCCAAUGGCCGGACCAGAACCGCCACCAAUUCCUGAGUGUGAAGCAAGCAAGUCAAAGGGUGAAGUUCCGGCAGCACAAUCACAAUCACAUCCUCCUUUGCCGAAACUCUCCAUGCAGGACUUUCACGUGUUUAACCGCUUGGCCUCCCUCAUGGAACGAUAUCAUAACCAUUUUCGACAAGUAUGGAACAUGCUAUACAAUGCGUGUUGCACGGGGUCGCGACCCCAGGGCAUGUCGAUUCGGUCGUUCAUCGCCCAAGGCCUCAAUCUGUGUCGUAUGAUCACCAUGCAUCACAUGAUUGAAGAACAGGAAUUCUAUCCUCCCCUCGCGGAGCGAAUGCCCAUGUUUAGGGAUGACGAGCAUUUGAUUGGUCAACAUGCCCUCAUCCACGAUGGCUUGGACAAGUUGCAAGAGUAUUUGGGAAAGUGUCAAGAUGGCGAGAUCGAACUGAGGUUGGCUGAGAUGAAGUCAAUUAUGGACAGCUUCGGCGAGGUCCUUUGGGCCCAUUUGGAGGAUGAAGUGAGAGAUCUUGGUGCUGACAAUAUGAGGAGGUAUUGGAGCAAAGAUGAGAUCCAGGCACUUCCCUUCUGAGAGCCGGGUUGGUGCACAUGCAUAUCGCGCUGAUAGAGGCAGGUAAACGUCCCUGCAAAAUAAAUACUGGACAUCGAAGUUCUGCU